This is a messenger RNA of Stegodyphus dumicola, 4139 nucleotides long. RefSeq names its product calcium-activated chloride channel regulator 2-like. The record is from RefSeq and is a predicted model, not a curated record. NCBI's taxonomy places the organism in Eukaryota, Metazoa, Arthropoda, Arachnida, Araneae, Eresidae.
AACGAACCGUAUAUGUGAGUUGGUGGCGAAAAAGAGGAUUACAUUUUAUUAAGUUUCAAAUCUACACUAUUUGCGAGAGUUGUUUACUACGCCAUCUUAGUCUCUUACUUUCAGAACAAAAGAUAACGUCGUGUGCAAAGUACAAUAGAUAUCGUCAGUGUGACUCACAAAAGAAUUUUACGUGGAUAAUAUAUUUCAACGGUAUAUUUAAAAGAAUGACAUCUGGAAAAAUUACUGAAGUAGAUUCGGAUUAGAGCUUCUUUCAUUACCUUCUUUUAUGACCAACAGAUGACCUCCUCCCCAUUAGCCACACAUGUCAGUUUUAAUUAGAAACAGCUAUCCCCCCCCCCGUUUCGUCGCAGUCGGAGCUUAUCGCAGUCGAUAUGUUAAGUCAACAAAAGGAAGGAAAACUCAGCUUAUUGCAUCGCACAAAACGCUUAGACUGGUAGCGUAGCCCUUGGAUUUGUCAAAAAAAACGAUGUUUUGUAUGUGUUUUACAUUUAUCUUUUUGAUAUAUUUUGUGACAUGCGCAGAAGUAGUGAUAGAUUUUGACGGUGGUUACAAAAACGUGCUGGUGGCUGUAAAUCCCGAAAUUUCAGAAACGAAAAUACAACAACUUCUACUUGAUCUCGAAAGAACAUUCAAAGAAGCUUCCGAUAUUCUUCAGUCAGCAACUCGUGGACAGGUGUUCUUUAAAGAAGUAAUUUUCCUCAUUCCGAAAAGGUAUUCUUCAAUUUCACCUAGCCGGAAAUGGAUAAAGUACAACCAAGAAUCAAAACAUCCAGAUAUAUUCAUUACUAAUAAUGAUCUUUUUGACAAUCCAUAUACAAUUCAACAUGCCGGAUGCGGAAAGCAAGGUCUUCGAAUACAUAUUCCUAGUAAAUUUUUAACCAGCGCCAAAAGCAGUAAAGCUAAAGCUCUGGUUCGUGAAUGGGCUCAUUAUAGGUACGGAGUAUUCGAUGAAAAUGGCUAUCCAGGCGACGAACUCUUUCCUUCUUGUUACAAGAUACCGGGAUCAGAUAUCACCCAUGUCACCAGCUGUACGAAUGAGAAAGCUAUUUACGAGUUCAGGUACAACAGAAAUCAGAUAAACUCUGAAGUAAAAGAGGAUAACAUUUCUGCUACUUGUAAUCCGAUUCCUGUACGUGGAAGAAAUGAUCGCAUUCAGUCAUCCCUAAUGGAUAAAGUGGAAUUCCCUAAGGCGACUCAUUUUUGCGACGAUGAAGGUUACCCUCACAAUAGAAAUGCCCUAUCAAAGCAUAAUGCAUUUUGCAAGGAACAAAGUACAUGGAAAGUUAUUUCCCAGCAUGAUGACUUCCGAUCUAAAAGGAAAGGAAAGCAUAAUAAUGUUGUAUCUUUCAAGUACGUGAUGGAAUCAGAGCCUCGAUUUAUUGUAGCAGUAGAUUCAUCUAAAAAUAUGACGUUAUAUGACAGAUUAGAUCUUUUGCGAAAUGCAUUUUCCUAUUUUUUGCUGUACAGUAUGCCAGAAAAUUCAACUGCUGGACUUAUCAAUCUACGAAACACAAGCGACAAUCCUUUGCUCAUCAAUUUACAAAACCAGGCUGACGCUGAAAGACUUAUUGAUGCCUUUCCAGAAGCUUCUGGAGAAGAUAGUGUGUGCGUGGAAUGUGGAAUAUCCAAAGGACUGAAGGCAUUUCAACAAUAUGGAGAGAUAGUGAUUGCAACUGCCACCGACAUAACAGAAGAAACUUACAAAAAUGUGGCGAGAAUGUUAGACUCAAAAAAACUUCCAAUUCAUAUUCUCUUUUUCAAGAAAAGACUGAAGGAACCUCCUUUGUUGCAAAAACUAUCUAUUCACUCUGGUGGAAAAUUCUUCUACAUCGUAGAAGAUUUUAGUUCUGAAUACCCUGUCUCAAGCUUAACGUUGCUCUACGAAGCUUUCAGAUCGAUCUAUCAAGGAUUUUCGUGGAUGAAUCACAACCAUGUUUUGGUAGACAAAAUGACGUUUUACAAUGGUAAUUCUCCCAGAUAUUCUAUGUCUUUCACCAGUGACAAGAGCAUGAAGAAUUUUCAGGUUCUGCUCACAGGUCCUCAUUUCAUUAUGGGACCACCUGUCAUUAAAGAUAAAAUCCUCCUCAGUUAUGGAAAUGAGAGCUACGCGCCGGGACAUCCUUCAUUUGUAUAUAAAAUCAAAAUACCAGCCUAUGUAUUCCGUAUCGAAGAUCCGCAGCCUGGCACUUGGACUCUGUCUUUCGAAAGAAAACCUGGUUACGACAAUCCGUUAGUCGUCAUGAUCAGAUCAUCAACCAAACGUUAUAAUGAAAUUAUUAACCUUCAGCCUUGGCUUGCAGUAGAAGAUACAAUAAAAAGCAGCAAACCAAAGCAUCCUCCAGUCGCAAUGUAUGUCGAUGUAAGAAAGGGUAAUCAACCCAUCACCAAUGUUAAAGUUACAGCUCAUAUUUCCCAACCGAACACUAACAAGGAAAUUCUCUUAGAAUUAUACGAUGGUGGAGAAGGAGAUCCGGAUAUUACGAAAAAUGACGGGAUUUUUUCCAGGUACUUUAGAAAUACAUUAGAUACUGGAUAUUAUUUUUUCACUUUUGUUGUGGAGAGCUGGAAUACUUCGAUGAAGCAUCAGACUCAACCACAAGCAAUAAAAAAUUCUCAUUGCUGUGGUAGUUCUAUUCCCGUGAAUUUGGCUUAUGACUCCGGAUCGUUCAAGAGAGUUGCUUCAUAUAGAAGUUUCUAUUUAAACAAGGAAAAAUUAGAAACGCAUUUUCCACCAAGAAGGAUAAACGACCUUAGGGUGGAUUCAAUUCAGAUUUCUGAAAACAAUGUCACAUUCUAUGUCUUAAAUUGGACUGCGCCAGGAGAUAAUUAUGACACUGGCACUGCUGCCAAUUACGAACUAAGAGUAUUUCGCAGCCGAGAUGAUACCUACAGUGGUUUCGAUACGCAUUACGUACAGUAUAUUGAUAUGUGGAGUGUUCACGGCUCCGUAUUUAUACCUGCAGUAGCGGGAACGAUUCAGAGUGCGAUUGUAGAACUGAAGAAUCUUUCCAGCGGAAUUUACUACUUAGCCAUGCGAGCUGUUGCUUUCACGGGUGCUAAAGGAGAUAUUUCGAACAUUGUAGAGAUAAUGUACACUAAGCCUGACAUCAUGGAUCCUUCGAUUAAUCCUACAGGAAUUGAGCCAAUUACAGGAGAUCCCAAUGGAAUCACAGAGUCAAAUGAAAGCAGUCGAUACAUGCUUUCGGACAACACACGAUUAGCCAUCGGACUAUCUUGUGGCAUUCUUUUCAUAUUUCUGAUAACAGGCUUGAUUCUUUAUUUUUAUUUAGCGCGCUAUCGUAAACAUAAAAAGGAGCCCCAAACUGCUUUAAGUCAGAAUACACAGAAGAUCGAGUCGAAUGAUACUUUAUGCAGAAGUACAGGUAAUGGAAAUAUAUCUAUCAUCAGUCCAGUGAAUUCGUGGGCAGCGGAUUCUCUACUAACUCAUUACGAAACUCUGAAGAAAGAUAAAAAUUCUGGUUUUAAAGGCAAAAUGGUGGCACCUUCGGCAAAUGCAUCCGAUAGUACUUCCAUAGCUUCAAGUAAAUAUUCUUAUAAUGAAAAAAUGAAUUCUCCAGCUUCAUUCUAUGACUCUGUGUAUUUCAACCAAUAUGAAGACCGUGAUGAUGUUAAUUACCCUUACAAUCCACGCUUUGUGCCAUUUAAUCCUACUUAUACUUCUUCUUUAAGAAGACCGCCUACUGUAAAUACGCUUCAACAGUAUCCUCCAAACAAUGUAAACUUUUACGAUAGUGCAACUCUUAAUGGAAGGCGAACAUAUCAACUCAAAACUGAUGUUUGAUUAAUAAUUAAAAGACUGAUGAAAGUAACAUUUCAUUUUUAUGUGUAAAUGAAUACAUUUUUAUGAACUGAAGAAUUUCAUUUUUAUCAUAUUCACAUAUUAUCACGCUUAUUUCUGGAUUCAACAGUCAAGAAUCAAACUUAUGUGAAAUAACAGAAAAGAAUAUUCGAGUAUAACGGAACAGAAUUAGUCACUUACUCAAGAACUAAUAUCAAAAUUAUAAAAAUUCUACUCUAAGAAAGUUCAAAGUGACUUAUUAAGCAUUAUUUCAUAACUUUAAAUGAUAAGGAUUGCUCGAGUAAAAAUUACUUCUCUUAAACAAAAA